GUCCAAAGCUGAUUCAAUAUUGGAUAUUACAUAUGAUGAUGAAAUGAAGGAGUCACACAGUAACACGUACGACGCUGCUGCUGGUGCAUAUUCUCGGGCAUCAACAACCGACGAUGGUGAUGAAAACACAGAUUGUUUGGUCCAAAGUUGUAAUCGUGUCAGUACUCCAGUUGCAUUUUGCUUAGUGGUACUUCCUCUACUUGCAAUGCUUGUAGCUGCGUCAACUUAUUUAGGUGGUUGUAUAAGUACCAUUGAGAAGCAAUUUCAACUUUCGAGUUCGCAAUCUGGACUGAUUGCCACUGUAAACGACAUAGUGAGCUUAUCUACGGUUGUCUUCGUCACCUAUUACGGCUCGAAAUCUUACCGUCCGCGCCUACUCGGUGCUAGUUGUGUUGUCAUCGGAGUUGGCUUAUUUAUUCAUGCAGUGCCGCAUUUUACCGCUAAUCCGGUCGCAUAUAGCCAAAGUAACCACAUGCAGGUUAACGACACUGAAGAAUCUAGCUACUUUAACAACAAUUAUGAGUUAUGCUCUCUAAGGGGUGUAACCGAGGACCGAUGCGCAUCGGGUGGAUCCACCGUAGAACAGCCUUUAAGUGUGUUCUGGCUAGUAAUUGGUCAGAUCUUGAUUGGCAUUGGAGCCGCACCAAUUUUUCCGUUAACCAUCACAUAUCUGGACGACUCGACAGUGGAUUCCACGACAACCGCAAUAUACGUUGGUGGAAUGUUUAUGGCUAUGGGAGUAGGUCCUUUCAUCGGAUUCUUCACGAGUUUUCAGUGUCUUUCUCUGUAUGUGGAUUUCUACCGAGUCGAUGAUGAAAGCACUCCGACCGAUCCCCAUGACUCUCGUUGGAUAGGGGCUUGGUGGCUUGGGUUUGUCUUGGCCGGUGUGGUAAUAGUUAUGCUAUCUAUUCCCUUGUUUUUCUUUCCUCGAAAUCUAAAGAAAUACGAAUGCACAUAUUGUGGCGGAAGGUUGAAAAAUAAAGGGGAAAAUGAAAAAUUCAGUAUUGCCAGUGUAUACAAAACAGACUUUAUGAAAGAUAAACAAAAUGGUGUACGGGCAGGUCUAAAAGGGCUUUUAAGAGGAUUGAAAAGGUUACUCACUAACCCAACACUAGUACUUUUGCAAAUAACUACUGCAUGUGAUUUAGCCAUUCUCGGAGGAUUUGGGGUCUUUGUCGCUAAGUAUGUGGAGAAACAAUAUGCAGUCACAGCAGCCACGGCGUCUAUCAUAAUGG
Messenger RNA from Anneissia japonica, 1235 nucleotides. Its product is annotated as solute carrier organic anion transporter family member 2A1-like. The record is from RefSeq and is a predicted model, not a curated record. The annotation marks the transcript as partial. Lineage: Eukaryota; Metazoa; Echinodermata; Crinoidea; Comatulida; Comatulidae. The transcript has 3 exons. Gene Ontology annotation, cellular component: membrane. Gene Ontology annotation, biological process: transmembrane transport; sodium-independent organic anion transport.